CAUUGUUUCGCGGAUCCCAAUGAUACGUGUCGAUCCGCGAUUAGUUCGUUUUUAAUUUUUUUUAAUCAAACAAAAGAUAAAAAAAAAAAAAAAUUAAGCACCCCAUUUGAGAUGCUAGGGUUAACGGUGCUCUAACUAAACCAUAUAUAAAUAUCCAGUCUACACAUCUAUACCACUCAAAAUACCAAGAGAAUAAAACUCUUCCAAAUAUCGAAGAUCAAUGGAGAGAGCAAAGUCUAGAAAGCCUCAUGCCAUGAUGAUACCAUACCCACUUCAAGGCCAUGUCAUCCCUUUUGUCCACUUAGCCAUCAAACUCGCUUCUCACGGCUUCACCAUCACUUUCGUCAACACUGACUGCAUCCACCACCACAUCUCCACCGCUCGCCAAGGUGACGCCGGAGAUAUUUUCUCCGAAGUUCGCAGCUACGGAAACCUUGACAUACGUUACACCACAGUGAGCGACGGCUUCCCUUUGGAGUUUGACCGGUCGCUUAACCAUGACCAAUUCUUCGAAGGCAUUCUCCACGUCUUCCCUGCCCACGUUGACGAUCUCAUCACCAAAAUCUCCCGCCGGGGUGAUGAUCCUCCGGUGACUUGCUUGAUCAACGACACGUUUUACGUUUGGUCAUCUAUGAUUUGCGAGAAACACAACCUUGUUAAUGUCUCGUUUUGGACCGAACCUGCCUUGGUCCUCAAUCUCUAUUAUCACUUGCAUCUCCUUAUAUCCAACUGUCAUUUCAAAUCUCUUGAUAAUCGUGAAGACGUGAUCGAUUACAUACCAGGAGUUAAGGCAAUAGACCCAAAAGACUUGAUGUCAUAUCUUCAAGUGAGCGACAAAGAUGUCGACACAAACACAGUGGUCUAUAGAAUAAUAUUCAAGGCCUUCACAGAUGUCAAGAAAGCAGAUUUCGUUUUGUGCAACACCGUACAAGAACUCGAACCAGACUCUCUCUCAGCUCUACAAGCCAACCAGCCGGUUUACGCCAUCGGUCCGGUUUUCUCAACCGAAUCAGUUGUCCCCACAAGCCUGUGGGCCGAGUCAGAUUGCACCGAGUGGCUCAAAGGACGCCCCACCGGAUCAGUCCUCUAUGUUUCGUUUGGUAGCUAUGCACAUGUUGGUAAGAAGGAGAUCGUGGAGAUAGCCCAUGGGCUUCUGCUUAGCGGGAUUAGUUUCAUUUGGGUUUUACGUCCAGAUAUAGUGGGCUCUGACGUGCCGGAUUUUCUUCCAACCGGGUUUAUGGACCAGGCCGAAGGUCGAGGCAUUGUGGUCCAGUGGUGCUGUCAGAAGGCAGUAAUCUCAAACCCGGUUAUUGGAGGGUUUUUGACACACUGUGGAUGGAAUUCGAUUCUAGAAAGCGUUUGGUGCGGUUUACCAUUGUUGUGUUAUCCGCUUUUAACCGAUCAGUUCACGAACCGGAAACUUGUGGUUGAUGAUUGGCGAAUUGGAAUUAACCUUUGUGAUAAGAAGAUGAUCACAAGGGAUGAAGUCUCAGUGAAUAUUAAACGGUUGAUGAACCAAGAAACUUCGAGUGAGCUGAGAAGCAACGUUGAGAAGGUUAAAUGUCAUAUUAAAGAUGCGGUUACUAGCGUUGGAUCUUCAGAGACAAAUUUUAACUCAUUCGUUGAUGAGGUCCGAGAUAAGAUAGAAACUAAACUGUGUCAUAUAAUGGGUAAGAAUAAGUCGAUCAGCUGAAGCUUAUGUAAUGGUAUGGUCAUUUAUGUAUUUUGCAUGCAAACCCUAUUAAUCACAUUAAGGAGCUUUAUGAAAAAACUACCUUAAACAUGAAUGAAAGUUUAUCUUAGGCA
This is a messenger RNA of Brassica napus (rape), 1806 nucleotides long. RefSeq names its product UDP-glycosyltransferase 86A1. The record is from RefSeq and is a predicted model, not a curated record. Gene Ontology annotation, molecular function: UDP-glycosyltransferase activity. NCBI's taxonomy places the organism in Eukaryota, Viridiplantae, Streptophyta, Magnoliopsida, Brassicales, Brassicaceae. Bases 221 to 1693 code for a protein of 490 amino acids. The transcript has 2 exons.